Choloepus didactylus (southern two-toed sloth) is the source of this 2819-nucleotide messenger RNA. RefSeq names its product solute carrier family 27 member 6 (gene SLC27A6). The coding region runs from base 616 to 2484 and encodes 622 amino acids. Lineage: Eukaryota; Metazoa; Chordata; Mammalia; Pilosa; Megalonychidae. The record is from RefSeq and is a predicted model, not a curated record. The transcript is spliced from 10 exons. Gene Ontology annotation, molecular function: long-chain fatty acid transmembrane transporter activity; long-chain fatty acid-CoA ligase activity.
GGAGCCCCGGGGAUAACUUCGGGCCUCGGCGUGACGUGGAGACCCUGAGCGGUUUCUGGCUGGUGGAGACAGAAAAGCCGCAGCCUUUCUCAGACGUGGCCACUGCAUUUUCUCCUGGCUUUAAUUCAGCUUCCAGUCUCAGUCCCAGGACAAGCUGCCUCAGAAAGGAGAGCUUCUGCCAGUGGACCUUCUUCUCCUGAGGAUGGUAGGGUUUGCUUAGGACUGCAGUGGUGCGGGAGACUGACCCAGUCCACCGGAAGAGGGGCCCAGAACGUGCUGGAGAACCGGGCAGGGCGCCGGGCACUGUCGGGGCUCCUGAGAGGGUAGGGUGCUGUGCGGUGUUUCGUGGAUUCCAAGGUCCCUGCCGGUGCCUGCGUUGAUUUCGCUUAGGAACCAGGUGCUUUGGUCUGUAGCCGUCCUGUGUCCCAAGCCAGUUCCCCAGUACCACUUGGGUCCACCUCCUCCACGUAAACUUCGGAUUCUGUUCCUUAGCAACUUCCUCGAAGAAGUUCGCACGGAACUGCUGGUGACAGCCCCGAGCAGGGAGGACCGGCAGUCUCCUGCACCUAGAAGAGGACGCAGGUUGGACAAGGGUUAGAGUAGCCUUCUGACGGCAUGGUCCCCAUGCUUCUGUCAUGGCUAACAGGAUUAGGGACUGGAAUGUUCUUCCUAUACUUCUGGCAGACACUCCUGUUCCCUUUCUUCUGGGCUGACUUCUGGUACACGCUGAAGUUGGUGCGCUAUGGAAUUAGGCUGAAGAUGUACAGCCUGAGAGGGGAAUUGGUCACUAUGCUGGAUAGAUUCCUGAGCCAUGCUAAACAGCAGCCCCAGAAACCUUUCAUCAUCUACGAGGGAGACAUCUACACCUAUCAAGAUGUGGACAAAAGGAGUAGCAAAGUCGCCCAUGUUUUUCUGAACCAUUCCACGCUGAAAAGAGGGGACACUGUGGCACUGAUGAUGAGCAACGAGCCCGAUUUCAUCCAUGUGUGGUUGGGCCUGGCCAAGUUGGGCUGUGUGGUGGCCUUCCUCAACACCAACAUCCGCACCAACUCUCUCCUUUAUUGCAUCCACAGCUGCAAGCCCAAGGCCCUAGUGGUGGGCGCAGAUUUGCUUGGAACAGUAGAAGAAAUCCUCCCGAAACUCCCAGAAGGCAUUAGUGUUUGGGGGAUGAAAGAUUCUGUUCCACAAGGCAUAAUUUCGCUCAAAGAAAAACUGAGCACAGCAUCUGACAGGUCUGUGCCACGCAGCUACCAUGCUAUCUCGAAUUUGAAGUCUGUUCAUCUUUAUAUUUUUACCUCUGGAACUACAGGUCUACCAAAAGCAGCUGUGAUUACUCAACUAAAGGUUUUACAUGGCUGUGCUGGAUUGUGGGCUUUCGGUGGUACUUCUGCUGACAUCCUUUAUUUAACCCUUCCACUGUAUCAUAGCUCAGGAUCUCUCUUGGGAAUUGGUGGGUGUAUUGAGUUAGGUGCCACUUGUGUGUUAAAGAAGAAAUUCUCAGCAAGCCAAUUUUGGAAUGACUGCAAAAAGUAUAAUGUGACCAUAUUUCUGUAUAUUGGAGAACUGUGUCGCUAUCUUUGCAAACAACCCAAGAGAGAAGGAGAAAAGGAUCAUCAGGUACGUCUGGCAGUUGGAAAUGGUGUACGGAGUGAUGUAUGGAAAGAGUUUUUAGACAGAUUUGGAAAUAUUAAGAUGUGUGAACUUUAUGGAGCUACUGAAGGAAACAUUUCUUUCUUGAACUAUACUGGGAAAGUUGGAUCAGUUGGGAGAACAAAUUUCUUUCACAAGCUUCUUUACUCUUUUGACUUGAUAAAGUAUGAUAUUCAGAAAGAUGAACCUGUUAGAAAUGAGCAGGGCUGGUGCAGUAGUGUGAAAAAAGGGGAACCUGGACUUCUUAUUUCUCGAGUGACUGAAAAAAAUCCCUUCCUUGGUUAUGCCGGAGAUAAGAAGCAUACAGAAAAGAAAUUGCUUUUUGAUGUUUUCAAAAAGGGAGAUGCUUACUUUAACACAGGAGACUUACUGGUCCAAGAUCAGGAGAAUUUCUUUUACUUUUGGGACCGUAUUGGGGAUACUUUCAGAUGGAAAGGAGAAAAUGUUGCAACCACAGAGGUUGCUGAUGUUAUUGGAAUAUUGGAUUUCAUACAGGAAACAAAUGUCUACGGUGUAGCUGUGCCAGAUUAUGAAGGAAAAGCAGGAAUGGCUUCUAUUAUUUUAAAACCAAAUAAGUUUUUAGACUUGGAAAAAGUUUAUCUUCAAGUUGUAACAUUUCUGCCGGGCUAUGCCUGCCCACUAUUUUUAAGAAUUCAGGAAAAAAUGGAAACAACAGAAACAUUUAAACUACAGAAGUUUCAUUUGACUGAAGAAGGAUUUAAUCCAUCAAGAAUUUCUGACCCACUUUACUUUAUGGAUAACUUGAAAAAAUCUUAUGUUCCAUUGACCAAAGAACUUUAUGAUCAAAUAAUGUUAAAGGAGAUCAGACUUUAAGAUUUUGUGUGUAUGAGAUUUUCAUAUAGUUUAUCAGGAGGGGUGAGAAGAGAGUAUGUCAUUCUUUAAUAUGAAAUGGAGUAAGGGAACUAAACAUUGAUUAAGCAUGUGCCAUGUUUUAUUAAUUUUAAUAUGUUUUAUUAACAAACUUUGGUUGAUUAUUCUUUUUCCUCUUUGGAUUCAGGGCAUAACUAAAUCUUUGUCUUACUUUUAAAGACUUAAAUAAUAAAUAAGUGGUUAACAUUUUAAAUACAUAGUAAAGAAUGUACUUUUUAAUAUUAAGUUUUCUAGUUUUGAAUAAACGGUUAAAUUUUACUCAAAUAUUUUAUUUUUAA